Molecule: messenger RNA, 1830 nt
Organism: Morone saxatilis (striped sea-bass)
Lineage: Eukaryota; Metazoa; Chordata; Actinopteri; Moronidae
Gene: znf511
Product: zinc finger protein 511
Source: RefSeq, a predicted model, not a curated record
GAUGGGGACGUUCACAGACACAUGUAUCUACAAGACCUCUACAUCUCCGAGGCAGACGACAAGACGCCACUCAGUGUGUCAGAGUUUGCCUGUCACAUUUCUGGCUGCAGUGCAGUCUUCAGCACUUUGGAGGAGUAUGAGCACCACUACAACUCCCUGCACAGACACGUGUGCUGCUCCUGCCGUCGCUCCCUGCCGAGUGCCCGGCUCCUGGACAUUCACAUUCAGGAGUGGCACGACUCUCUCUUCACUAUCCUCGCCCAGAGGCAAGAUAUGUACCAGUGUUUGGUGGAGGGCUGUGGACAGAAGUUCAGAACUAGUAAACACCGGAAGGAUCAUCUAAUAAGAAUUCACAAGUAUCCUCCAGACUUCAGAUUCGACAAAACCAAAAAGGACAGAGGAACCCGAGAGACGAAGAGACCGCAGCAAAAAGACACAGCCAUGGAGGUAGUGGAUGAUGUGUGUGAGUCCGAGGGUGUGUGUGAGGUUAUGUGCGAUGUGUUGUCCGACCAACCCGAGCAUGGGGAAUCCAUGGAGACGCUUGUGUCCGAGGAAGAAGCUGCUCGCAUGGCGAAGUCUGCCUCCGCCGAGGAGCACGCAGAUCUUUCUGCUGAAGCUCACGGCGCUGGGAAUAUAAGCACCGAGCCACUAAAACCACGAUACUCCUACAGGGUUCCUACAACUGUGUGCUUCGGUCACGGCUCCGUCCGAGGCUUCAGAGGGCGGCGGGGAAGGAGGAAAUGAGACACCAGAAUUGAGCCUUCUAUCUUUUAAGAUGUAUAACUUUAUACUCUUGUCAUGUAACAAAAUAUAUAUCUACUGUUGUGUGUAAUUAACAUUAAAAUGAGGUUGUUUUUUUUGCGCAAAAAAAGUGAUGUGUGUAGACAUUUGUUCUGGUGAUGAAGAAUACCUUUCAUCGUUGUGUGUAGGUUUUUAUCUCUCUUCUCUUCCAUGUGGUGACAUCCAGCCUGUCAACAAACAGGACUAACUGCUAAGUGUAACACUUAAUGUCUGUUUUUAUAACAAACUUUAUCAGCUCCUAAAGGAAAAUUAUGAUGUACUCCAUAUAGGAUGCUGCUGAUCUGUUACACAGGUGUAAAUGCAUGUGUUGUGCUCUUAAAAGAACGAUGCAGUGCAGCUCAGGGUGAGUUUUAAACGACUCCACAGGAAUAAUGUGUGAAGAGACAAACGAGAGCAAUGUCAGAAUUUACAGAAUAGAUUUUAAUAAUUGUACAAAACACCUUUUCACCCAUCAGAUAUAAAAUACACUGUACAUUAAUGACUGAUCAGUCAUCUUUAGCACUCUGAGUGUUUGCAAAAAUAGUUGGUGACUUUUUAUUUACAUUUAGUAAUGAAGCUGUGGUCUUGGACUUUUUAAGAAGCUCUUUGAACACCUGUGCAAAAAAAGUUCUCCUUUUGAGGUAAUGUACAAAAAAACACAUUAUAUGACAAAAGUAAAGCAGGAUCAUGGUUCAUUUGUAUUUCUGAAACUGGGAAUUAAGAAGUUAGAAACAAACAGAAGUUUUGUGGUUUAGAUAUUACUGUAAAAGUCAAUUCAAAUUUAAAAGGAAAACAUUUAAUGACAUUUCAUUACACCGGUAACUAAAAGGCAGUGAUGAGCUCUUCAUAGUCUGUUCCAUAAGGUGUGUGUGUGUUUUCUGCUAAAUGACUUUGAAGAUGCCUCUUUAUAGCUUCUGAUCAUAGUUUAUAUAUAUAUAUCAUGACUGGUUACUUUUUUUCUUUCACCUUCGCCUUAAAAAAAGAAAGUCUGAUUGAGUUAUAUUAUAAAGUCUGAGUCUAUGAUUAAUGAUUAAAUAAUUAAAUCCCUCA